AUGAUGAUCCCUCCAUAUCAUUUAGAUCAACCUUAACAUUAGUCAUAAAAAGGUUAUAGAGUUUAAUCGUCUGCUACAAUUUUGGAUCUAUAGAAUCAUAUUAAGAAAUAUUUAGAUGAUGAUUCUGAAAUAUAAUUUUAUUUUGAAAAAGAUAAACUCUUUAGUGGAGUUCUAAAUACUUAUUUAAUUAAUAUUAUCAAAAAUAUACCUGGUAGAACUAUCUAUUAUAGAAAGGUUUCGUCACACAAAAAUACUCACACUUAAUCAUAUAAAUCAUCGAAAUUUGAAUAUGAAAGUCAAAAUAAUGAUAUCAAAUAAUCCAAUCAAAAUAUUAGCACUCAAUCACAAAUCAUAUAAGGAGAAUAUUAAUUAAAUAAACCAGUAAACAUACAAAAUUAACAAGAAUAAAAUAGUCUUACAAAGAUUUAACAUUCUUAAAACAAUUAUAUUAAUAGGGGGGGGGUUAAAGCAGAUGCUUAACCUAUUUAAUAAGCAAAACCACAGAGUACAAUAGAUUCUAGAAAUAUAUAAUCAAAUGUAUUAGGAACCGAAAAUCUAAGGUAAUAAGUUUAAUCUCAGAUUUAUUCAAAUUUAACUCGAUCAUAAUUAUAAAAUUAAGAGCUUUAAUAGUUAAAAUAAGAGAAAUAUUAAACAGAUUAAUAGAACUAGGAAUUAUAAUCACAAGUUAAUAAAUUAAAAACUAGAUUACUAGACUAUGAAGAGAGAAUAAGGAAUCAAUAAACUGAAAAUGAAAAGAUAAGGUCAGAUUUUAAAGAUUAAAACUAAUAAAUUUAAUACGAUCUUUCUAAACUUAAAGAUGAUUAUGAAAAAUUAAAUUAAGAAAAUGGAAAAUUAAAAAUUGAAAAUCAAAAAUUAAGCAAUGAAAAUGAUACCUUAUAAAAAAACCUUGGAGAAGCAAAGCUUAAACCUUAAACAUAUAUUGAAGUAUAAAAAGAUAAUUCUAAUAACCAACCAAAAUUAAGGAUUUAAGAAAUAAGUCCGCUUGAACGAACAAAAGAAUAAAAUCCUCUCUAAAGUUCAUAGAUAUACUAGUCUUAGUGCUAUAAUACAGGUUAUUAAUAGAAAAGUUACAAAAAUAAAUGUGGCCAUAACAUAGAUAUUUCUUAGAUAGAAGCCUUACUAACUUAGGCACUUAAAAACAAUUCAAAAGCAUUAUGCAAACAGUGCUAAAAACCGAUCUAAUCAAAGCUGUGCUUAUUGACCGAAUUUGGUAAACAGUAUUUAGAAGCAAACAAUUAAAAAGACCUUAAGCUAAUUUUUUAAAAUUUACAGAGAAAGUAGUUAAAAUCUCAAGAAAAAUUAGUAAAAUGUUCAACUGUUAGUUGUCAAUUCUUUUGCAUUUGGUAGUAAAACUAAAAUUUAAGGUUUCCGCAAUAAAAAAAUGGACUUUGCCUCUAAUGUUUAUCUAAUUCUGUUAUUGGCAAUGAACUAUAAGCGUCAACCCAUUAAGACUUUUAAAAUAAUGCCUCAUAAUAUGGAUAAUAGGAAUAAUAUAGAUAAUAGAAAUAAUUUGGAUAAUAGGAAUAAUAUAGAUAAUAGCAAUAAUUUGGAUAAUAAGAAUAAUUUAGAUAAUAGCAAUAAUUUGGAUAAUAGGAAUAAUAUGGAUUAUAGCUAUAAUAUGGAUAAUAGGAAUAAUUUAGAUAAUAGCAAUAAUUUGGAUAAUAGGGAUAAUUUAGAUAAUAGCAAUAAUUUGGAUAAUAGGAAUAAUUUAGAUAAUAGCAAUAAUUUGGAUAAUAGGAAUAAUUUAGAUAAUAUAGAUAAUAUGGAUGA
Paramecium tetraurelia is the source of this 1791-nucleotide messenger RNA. RefSeq lists its product as uncharacterized. The transcript is spliced from 5 exons. The record is from RefSeq and is a predicted model, not a curated record. Lineage: Eukaryota; Ciliophora; Oligohymenophorea; Peniculida; Parameciidae.